AUGUUUGACAUCGACUUGUUUAUUCAAUGUGUUCAAGAGAGGCCAGCUUUGUGGGAGAAGAGUGCCAAAGAUUAUUCUGAUAAAAACAAGAAAGAAAAGGCAUGGUUGGAGAUAGGAGAAAUAAUGUACAGUGACUGGCAUGAUCUGGAUCUACUGGGGAGAGAUGUGAAAGUAAAGGACAUGAAGGACAAGUGGAAAAACAUCAGAGACAGCUUUGUGAAACAUGAAAAGCAGGGCAAAAGUGGUGAUCCUACGGCCAAAAAUAAGAAAUAUAUUUAUGCAGACGCACUCAGUUUUCUACUGCAAACCCUAGAAAAGCGAAAAACUUCAGGAAACGUGGAAGAAGAGGUCGAUGAAGAAAAACAUCAGGAGGCAGUAAGAAAUGUGGAAGAUGACACAGAAGAAAGUCAUGCCGCUAGUGCCCUCAGUUAUGUUCCACAAACUAAGUACCGCCAGCGUGCCAAAGCUAGCAUCACCCCUUUCCAGAAUGAGCUACUGAAGAAACUGAGUGACACCUCCAAGCAGGACGAAAUGGAUGUAGACAAAGCAUUUUUAUUUUCCCUUCUUCCUGACUAUAAACAACUUAAUGCUGCUGAUAAAUUUAAUUUCAAAAUAAUGAAUCUUCAGUUUUUUGAAAAUAUAAGACGAACAAAACAUACACAAAACAUGCAACCAUGA
Molecule: messenger RNA, 678 nt
Organism: Eriocheir sinensis (Chinese mitten crab)
Lineage: Eukaryota; Metazoa; Arthropoda; Malacostraca; Decapoda; Varunidae
Exons: 2
Coding region: 1-678 (225 amino acids)
Biological process (GO): regulation of transcription by RNA polymerase II
Cellular component (GO): nucleus; transcription regulator complex
Molecular function (GO): DNA binding
Source: RefSeq, a predicted model, not a curated record